AUGGGACCCCACGUCAAGACGGCCCAGAUUCCUGAGCACGGCACCGUGCUGGACAUUGGCGGCGGCAGCAUGUCCUCCAACGUCCUGGACGACCUGCGCGCCGUCUUCCGCAUGGCGGCCCGCAAGGGCGACGCCAAGCAGUACCCUACCAUGCCCGACGAGCUCCUGUACACCGACGAGGGCCUCGCGAUCUGGGCCAAGAUCAUCUUCACAAAGGAGAACUACCAGACCCGCGACGAGAUCCAGCUCUUCAAGGAGAACAGCGCCGAGAUUGCCGUCGGCAUCCCCGAGGGCGCCGUCAUGGUUGACCUGGGUGCUGGCGACAUGCGCAAAGUCAACUACCUCCUCGACCAGCUCAAGGCCAUGGGCCGCCCGGCCACGUAUCUCGCCCUCGACAUCUCGGAGCGGUCGCUGCGGUCCAACCUCGACCUCCUCUCGCCCGCCCACGCCGGCGGCAGCGUCAGGAUGGCAGGCCUCUGGGGCGACUUCGCGGCCGGCCUGGACUACAGCGACGCCCUGCCCGCCGACGCCCCGCGCGUCUUCCUGUCGCUGGGCUCCGUCCUCUUCAACGACCCCUGGGCCAAGGCCGUCGCCUCCCUCCGCGAGUGGUCCACCAUCAUGCGCCCCGACGACCUCAUCCUCGCCGGCAUGGACGGCCACGACGUUACCUCCCCCAAGGUCUGGGACGCCUACCACGCCCACCCGGACCUCUUUGAGACGUUCUUCCACAAGGGCCUCGAGCGGGCCAACGCGCUCCUCGGCGAGGCCGUCUUCAAGGCGCAGGACUGGGAUAUUUGCGGCGAGAUCGAGGAGGACGAGGGGCGCCACCGCUUCUUCCUCAAGGCGAACCGCGACGUCGCCGUCUCGGCGGCCGCCACGGGGGGCGACGCGGGGCUGGUCCUGCAGCAGGGCACCGAGAUCGACUGGUUCGACGCGCACAAGCGCCCGCAGUGGAUGGUCAGGGAGAUGUGCGCGGCGGCCGGGCUGGAGAUUGUCAAGUCGUGGGCGAUUGAGGGCUCCGAGAUGCGCCAGUACCUCAUCCGCCUGGACACGGGCGCCGAGCAGUCGUCUGACAGUGAUGAUAGUGCCAUCAGUGUCAGCGGUGUUUAG
Messenger RNA from Colletotrichum chrysophilum, 1110 nucleotides. RefSeq lists its product as uncharacterized. NCBI's taxonomy places the organism in Eukaryota, Fungi, Ascomycota, Sordariomycetes, Glomerellales, Glomerellaceae. The transcript is spliced from 2 exons. The coding region runs from base 1 to 1110 and encodes 369 amino acids. Gene Ontology annotation, molecular function: methyltransferase activity. The record is from RefSeq and is a predicted model, not a curated record.